Photinus pyralis (common eastern firefly) is the source of this 424-nucleotide messenger RNA. RefSeq lists its product as uncharacterized. The record is from RefSeq and is a predicted model, not a curated record. NCBI's taxonomy places the organism in Eukaryota, Metazoa, Arthropoda, Insecta, Coleoptera, Lampyridae. The transcript has 2 exons. The coding region runs from base 30 to 401 and encodes 123 amino acids.
GUGUUGAUUGAUUUUGCGUGUUAAGCCUCAUGGAAUGGUCCAACGACAUAGUUAUUUCUUUUAUAAAAGAUGUGGAAAAGUUGGCAAUGCUAUGGGAUAGCCAAAAUCCCUUUUACAAAAUUACAAGGAAAAAGAAUGAUGCGUGGUCCGAAUUAGCUCGUACUUACAAUAGUACACCAGAAGAAGUAAAAAAGAAAUGGAAGAGUUUACAGGCGUCGUAUAGAAGGGAGAGACAAAAAGUCAAAGAUGUUACUCAUUCAGGCAUGGCGACAGCUGACAAAUAUACUCCCACCUGGUUUGCUUAUGAUGCUUUGGCAUUUAUGUCAGAUCGUUAUACUCCACGGAAAACACAAAAUACUUCAGAAGUAAGAAUUUUUAUUCAGAUACAUAUUUUACCGUAACGAACAAUAAUAGUUAAUAACAA